AUGGCACCUACCAUGUCUAACCCGAAACCGUCGAAGACGAGUGCAACCUGCGAGGCUCGCCCCGGCCUGAUCCAAUCGACCCAUCUGGCACCUCUCAACGAGGGCUUGAUGGCCGAGGACCACCCCGCCAUGCGAGCACCAGCACGCAAGCCGCACGCCUCGAUGGAGAAGCGCCGCAACUCGUGUGAGGCCCGCCCCGGUCUCAUCGAGAGCACGCAUAUCGCCCCCUUGAACGAGGGCCUCAUGGCGGAAGACCACGAGGCGAUGGGCAUGACUGGCAAGUCGCUCGGCCAGAUGCGCGACGACAUGGCCGGCAUGAAGGACAUGCACCAGGGACACCCCCUCGGACACGGCGACACCGAGGCCGUCAAGGAGUCGUUCAUGCGCCAUAGCCUCCGUUAG
Messenger RNA from Trichosporon asahii var. asahii CBS 2479, 402 nucleotides. RefSeq lists its product as uncharacterized. The transcript is spliced from 3 exons. Bases 1 to 402 code for a protein of 133 amino acids. Lineage: Eukaryota; Fungi; Basidiomycota; Tremellomycetes; Trichosporonales; Trichosporonaceae. The record is from RefSeq and is a predicted model, not a curated record.